Molecule: messenger RNA, 912 nt
Organism: Osmia lignaria (orchard mason bee)
Lineage: Eukaryota; Metazoa; Arthropoda; Insecta; Hymenoptera; Megachilidae
Source: RefSeq, a predicted model, not a curated record
UCGAUCACUGUAAGAUCUCCAGCUUCAUCUUCGAGUUGCAAAAUGAUAGCGAGCAAAGUUCUCAGUAUUUUCCUGGUGCUUCUUGCAAUACAGGCCAUCUGCGAUGCAGCGGAUUCAUCGGAAUAUGCCGGCACUUACUAUAACCGGAAAACCCAAGUUGCAUCGACCCAGAUUACAAAACCUAACGAUGUAGGCACAUCCAAACUAGUUUCGUUUCAAGGGGCUAACUGUCAAUGUGCAAACCUUGCUUGUUCCUGCUGCACAGGUGUCAGAGUAAAGAAGCUUAAGUUUGAUAAGGAAAUCUGUGCCACGAUUAACUAUCUGAAACAAGACAUUGGUGUUGGAUCCUCACUGAAAGUAGACCAAAAACAGAUCUGGGCAACUUCCGUUUCAGUGCGAAAUCCACCCGCUGUGUGCGUACCAAUUCCUGACUUCCCCGCUGUGAAACUCUGCCUUCGUUUCCAUGAUCUCUACACCACUGGAAAUGGUCUGCACGCUUGCGUCGACUUGGAGACCCACGUGAAAGCACUUCCGGUACUAAAACUACACUUCGCUUGCGCGCAACUAUAAAGGAAUGGAUUCUUACGGUGAUACUUCGGAAACUCGAAUACCUGGACUGCACGAUUAAUUUUAUCAUUAGUAGCACCAAAAUUUAUAUCUAUUAGUUAUUGUCUCAUUGGCUCUUAGUAUUUCAAAUAAAAAUAUAUUAGCAAGGUAAACGAUGUUUCCUACCUGUACUUUCAAUCUCCCGCGGCUCAUCGCCAGUCCGGUUGUCGUUUCUUCUCCUAAACCGAAUUACCGGUAGAGGAUUCAAUAGAAAAUCAAAUGCGGGUGAGUAGCCAAAGCUAAAUUUCUCCAGAAAACGAGGUCACACCGAGAUAUCCGUUAACUGACCAGUUGUGUUUCGUUCGU